GAGCCUGUUCGGCAACUUACCUGACAGAGCAAAGGAGGAGAAAAGGAGCCAGGAAAACCUCAGGAAGGGACAACCUGGGGGAGAAGAGGAGGACGGACGAGACCAGGCGGCCGGGUGGUCUGCCCUGCCCUGCUGAUCCCCUUUGGGGUCUAAAAGUUCAUUAUUGAAUUUUUCCCUUUAUGCAACUGGAGCAAGGUUUGAAGAAAUACUUGAAGUCAGCUCUCCUGGAGCUCAUUGUUAUUCUUCCAAACUUGGCAAGAAAAUUAACCAUGAAGAACAUGUGCUUCCUCAAAUGAAAUGCAUUGAUUUUUGGACCAGAGAGCUGCACAGGUAAGUUAAGGCAGGGAACAUACCCCACAUUCCUUCCUCUUCCUGUUGUGGUUCCCAAACAUCUGAAGAACUCUAAGCUACCAUUUGUACUUGGUACUUCCAUAGAUUUCCUACAGAAUGACAUCCUUACAAGGCGCUACAAUGGGUCGAAGUAUGCCAGUUGAAGUGGAUGAAACUAUUGACUGGUCUCCAUUUCCAGAACAUUCACUGAAAGAGGCUCCGAACCCUUCUGCAGAAGAUAUAAAUAACUUAAUGCCUAUGGGAUCUUAUCCACCUCAAACAUCUCAUCCGAUGAAUGGGCAACUGGGAUUCUAUAAGCAUCCUGAUCAUAUCAAUUAUAAUAAUGGCAUACUAGAAACUUAUGGCCAUAGUCUUCCACAAGACACCUAUGAUUCUACAAGUGGGCAGUUUCCUGGCCCAUCCAGCAACUCAACAGACCUUUCAGAAUGGAAUCAUUUGCCGCAACACAAAACAAACCAGCUCUUGAGGUCUCAAUCAUCCGCUGAUUCUCCUGACAUCGGGCACAGUUCUAGUAAUUUGCAAAGAAGUUCCUCUGAAAUAUCCCAGCAUUCGUUUGGUGAAAAUCAGGAAAACAUAAAGCCCAACUGGCAGCACGAGGAUAGGGUGCCAGUAGACCUAAGGACAGAAGAUGCAGGAUAUGAUUCUCAGCCUCAGGAUGCUCUGGGCAUUGGACAACCUGAGCUUCCCUUGUCCUUUACUUCUGUUCUGAACCCACAAGACCUUCCAAAAUCUCUGAUGUCCAGAGAAUAUCCCCAGAUGGAUUCUCAGUCAUACCCUUUAUUUCCACAGAUGCCCCAUCUUUAUAUUCCACCACAAGCUCAGUGGCGUCCAAGAUGCUACAAUCAGAAUAUGUACUGCCAGAAUCCAUAUGGACAAACCCCGUAUCAACAUUUUGCACGUUCACCUCAAGUGCAACUUCCUCUUCCUGGCCCUUGUGUAAGAGUCACUCGCCCUGCUCAGCAAAUAAUCCCACAUUAUUCUAGUCCACGUGGACCCAAGUGUAAUGAAGAAAGGCUGCCUCGGGGGGAAAGCUCUUCCGAAGGACUUCAGAGAUUUCAUGACCAGUUUCAGAAGCAGAUCCUUGAGAAUAACACACCAUUCAAAAUAUACGGUGCCCAUGAGGGCAUAGAGAGAUUUCCUUUCAAUUCCAUGGCUCAGUCUGACAGCAUGUCCACCCCUGGGCCUAUCCCAAGACCCUUGAAUAACUCUGCAGCCAGAGGGACACUAAGGACCAGCAACUUGCCUGAAGAGCUACGUAAAGUGUUUAUAACCUAUUCCGUGGACGCAGCUGUGGAGGUUAUGAAAUUUGUGAACUUUUUAUUUGUAAAUGGAUUUCAGACUGCAAUUGACAUAUUUGAAGACACCGUCCGAGGAAUUGAUAUUAUCAAGUGGAUGGAACGUUAUCUAAGUGAUAGGACAGUAAUGAUAAUCAUAGCAAUCAGUCCAAAAUACAAACAGGAUGUUGAAGGGGCUGAAUCCCAGCUGGACAAAGAUGAACAUGGUUUACAUACUAAGUACAUCCACAGGAUGAUGCAAAUUGAAUUUAUACAGCAAGGAAGCAUGAACUUUAGAUUCAUUCCUGUGCUCUUUCCCAAUGCAAAAAAGGAACACGUACCUACCUGGCUUCAGAAUACUCACAUCUACCAUUGGCCUCGGAAUAAAAAGAACAUUCUGUUGCGGUUGCUGAGAGAAGAGGAGUAUAUCGCGCCUCCAAUAGGACCUCUGCCCACUCUCCAGGUUGUUCCAUUAGGAGCCCACAUCUGAAGCACACAUGGACUAAAUGUGGUAUGAUUCUCUUGGCUGGUGGCCAGAGUUUUCCUAGCUCUUCUGAGUGAUGAACGGCAUGUGCACCUUCUCCCCUUCCAACCACAAAUAGAAUUUGUCUUGGGGUGCCCUUUCCUUCUGAAUGUCUCUUUCUGAGGCUGAUUAGGCACAUUAGUGCAUUUCAACAAUCUGCAAAUGGAAAAAAUGUAUUUCACGCAUGUUGCUUUUCUUCUGUCCUGAGCAACAUUUCAAGUCUGCAGCAAAGCAAGCAAAUACUAGAAUGAGGUUGAAUAUGUACAGUUAAAAAAAUAGGAUACUCUUGUUGGCUCACAGCUCAUUUUGUUGUCAGACAGAUGAACAUAUAUUGUAAAACAAUAUUCCAAUGCUGUUUCAUGUACAUGAUAAAUGAAUUACGUUUCAUAUGGACUGUCAUUUUUGUGGUAAGAAAAACAUGAGAGUUUAAUGUUUUUAUUGUUGGUAAACAUAGUCAUGAUCUUCAAGGAUGCCAUUUAGUUAGGCAAUUGGCGUAUCUUUUUAAACAGUUUGCAGAUAAUCCACAACAUAAUUAAGAAUAUUUUUUCUCUUGCUCUGUCUUAGAGCAAGGCCAUGUACUACAUUUCCCAUAUGGCUGUUCUCAAAAUGAAUACCUACCACAGGUUCUCCCUGAUCACAGAUACUACUGCUUAUAAUAGUGAUUUAACAUCUCUUUGUCAACAAUAGCAAACUAUGAAUGAGCUAGGGAAUAUCUGCUAAGGUGACAUGGAGAACAGCAAGAGGCUUGAUUCAAGCUGUUGUUUGGAAGAACAGGUAGGCAGCAAGAAACUUCAGUAGAUUUUUGGAAGAAUUAAGGUAGCCAUCAGCACUAACACGACCAAUACAGUGGUGUAUUAUCAGUACCUGCUAGGACCUCCUAGUCAUUCAGCAGCAGAACUUACAACUCUCUCACAGGUGCCUAGUGGUGCCUACUGUCUCUUCUUGUCACUCAGUCAGAACACUGUUAUUUCUAUCUCCUCACUCAAAAGUACCAUUAUUUGGGACUAAGCCUCUCUAUUUGUUUGCGAUUUGUUUUACGUUUCCCUAACCUGGCCAGUAUUCAUCUCAUAUGUUAGAUUAUACCUUCCACCAAGCAGAAGGCACCAAUCUGAGGAAUACCCAGAAUGUAAGGACAUCAAUUCAUAGGAUUUGUCAGUUAGACUAUAAAGUACCAGUAACAUAAGAAAGGCUUAUCAGGAAUUCUGCAAAGCCAAUUCCGUUGAAAAUAAAAUGAAAUAGGUGCCUUGCUGCUUUCAGAAAGGUUAUAUGCCAGCUAAGAUUACGAGAUCCAAUGUCUUUCUGCCUGUUUCCUUAUAUUUAAUGAUACAUUUGGCCAUGCCUGUAUAAAAGGUACUACCACGUACCUUUUACAUACCUUUACAACAGACUGAGUUAGUUCUAGGUCUGUUCUUACAACUGUUGUGUCCAAAAAUCUGAUUUAUUGAUGACUUUGUAUAUUGAUGCAUUGUAUAUGAAAUCCCAGCAGGCUACACUUCUCUUCUUGAAGUGUACAGCAUCUCUAAUGAGCUUCUGGGAGGUCUAUUCCCCCAGUGUUGGGAACACUCACCACACCCAGCCCUUUUCUCUCAAUUACUACUGUUCUCAUCAUUUUGACAAUUAUUGUAAGUUCCUAAAGAACACUGCAGAGCUUACUUACGAUAAUUGGAAACUGCAAAGUUAAAAAAAAAAAAAACUGGUUCAAAUUCUACAGUGCACAAAUGUUCAUAAUUGUACAUCAAGGAAGGGUGUUCACAACAUGUCUCUGAACCUUUAUAUUUCACCUUAAGAUGGAGAGGAGAGUAAACUUUUGGAAAGAUACUUAGACUUUACAGUAUUCAUCUCAGAACUGCCGAGGUACUGAACCAACGAAUGCUCAUUUCUAAUAUUGUAGGGCCAAAACAGAUAUUUUUCACUCUCAGAGUCAGUAGCAGGGUAGCACAAGGCAGGGGUGAUGGUGGUGGUGGUGGGGAAAAGGAUUAAUGUUAUGCAAUCUCCUUCCUUUGUGGUUCUGCAAAAAAAAAUAUCCCUAGAAUAAUGGUAAGCCCAGGA
Notechis scutatus (mainland tiger snake) is the source of this 4197-nucleotide messenger RNA. Lineage: Eukaryota; Metazoa; Chordata; Lepidosauria; Squamata; Elapidae. The record is from RefSeq and is a predicted model, not a curated record.